GAGUCUGAAAUGGAUCACAAAGGAAUUAUGUUAUUGUUUUUCCCAGUCCUAUGUGGUGUAACGGCGUACAUCCCUCAUCGCUAUUACUUUGUGAACGAAAGUAAAACCUGGAGCGAAGCUCAGACUUACUGCAGAGAAAAUUACACUGAUCUGGCAACCAUCAGCAACAUGGACGAGAUGAAGAAGCUGAAUAUCACACUGAAGAAUGAAAAUGCAAAGCUAGCUUGGAUUGGUCUAAAGAGCGAGAGCGUUGGGGAAUGGAAGUGGUCUCUGGCAAACCAAACUUUUAAUAGACACACUUACAGUAACUGGAGUAGUGGAGAACCAAACAAUCUGGGAGGAAAUGAACACUGUGCUAAUAUUGCAAAAACUGGCUUUUGGUAUGACUGCAGAUGUGAAAGAAAAUUACCUUUUGUUUGUUAUGAAGGCAAAAACAGCAGUGAUAAUUAUACAUUAAUUCAUGAGGAAAAGACCUGGUAUGAAGCUCAGUCCUUCUGCAAAGAGAAAAACACCGACCUGGUCAGCGUGAGGAACCAAACUGAGAACGAGGUGAUCAGAAAUCUUAUUCAAACUGCAGGGAAAGAUUAUGGUGUUUGGAUUGGUCUCUAUAAUGACUCCUGGAAGUGGUCAGAUCAGAGUAAUUCCUCAUUCAGAUACUGGAGCUCUGACAAACCCAAAGAUGAUUUGAAAUGUGCAGCAGUGAGUGGGUCUGAGCAACACUACUGGAAUAAUGUGAGCUGCACAAAACAACUUCCAUUCAUCUGCCAUGAGAAUAAACUGAUCCUGAUAGAGAUGAAUCUGACCUGGAAAGAUGCUCUGACAUACUGCAGGAACCAUCAUCAUGACCUGGUCUCAGUGGACUCUGAAGAGAUGCAGCUCUGGGUGAAGAAAGUUGCUCAGAGCGCCUCCACCGAAAACGUGUGGCUCGGCCUGCGUCACAGUUGCACCGUGGACUUUUGGUACUGGGUAAAUUUUCAAUUUAUUUACUACCAGGACUGGGCUCCGGGAAACGGGACGGGGUCCGAAGACUGCGACAACGAGGAGAGUAGUGGCGCAGUGCAGUCUGGAGGAACGCAGCAGUGGGUCAGUCUGCCUCAGAGCAACACACUCAACUUCAUCUGCUCCAACUAUGACUGCUAGUCAGGGUGGUGGGGUUUCGUUUGCGCGAUCAGAAAAAUUUCCGUUCUCGAUAUUUUCAAACUGUAUCCUCCAUGAGUAAUAUACCAAUAUCUCAUUUGCUCCAUUCAAUCCGCUUUCCCAGAUGCUUUUCAUUUAUAUAUUAAAUCUUUUGGUAACACAAGUCUAUAUAGAACUUAAACACAUAAAAUGUAUUAUUGAAAAGAAUUAUAAAAACCUAUGGUGGUGGUGGUCUCCUUUUAACCUGUCAUGUCAGAUGAUUAGAGAAACAUUUAGA
This is a messenger RNA of Silurus meridionalis, 1414 nucleotides long. Its product is annotated as macrophage mannose receptor 1-like. Bases 10 to 1140 code for a protein of 376 amino acids. The transcript has 5 exons. Lineage: Eukaryota; Metazoa; Chordata; Actinopteri; Siluriformes; Siluridae. The record is from RefSeq and is a predicted model, not a curated record.